Molecule: messenger RNA, 2376 nt
Organism: Penicillium arizonense
Lineage: Eukaryota; Fungi; Ascomycota; Eurotiomycetes; Eurotiales; Aspergillaceae
Exons: 2
Coding region: 1-2376 (791 amino acids)
Biological process (GO): tricarboxylic acid cycle
Cellular component (GO): mitochondrion; cytosol
Molecular function (GO): 4 iron, 4 sulfur cluster binding; aconitate hydratase activity
Source: RefSeq, a predicted model, not a curated record
AUGUGGCAAGCUCUCCGGCGUGUUGCGUCCACACCAGCACUACAAAAAUCUCUAUGUACCAACUCGAGAAGUUUAACAACCGAAGCAAGUGGCUCAAGCUACUUUGGAGUCAACUACAGAAAACAGCUUGCAACUCUCGACAUCCUUAAACGACGUUCGCGACGCCCCUUGACCUUGACCGAGAAGCUGCUGUAUAGCCAUUUGAUCAUUGAUAGCGAUCGGCAAUGGGAUCUCGAACAGAUUGAAAGAGGAAAUACCAUUCUAGAGCUGAGACCCGAUCGAAUUGCUUGUCAUGAUGCUACUGCGACUAUGGCCCUGCUCCAGUUCAUCAGCGCUGGCCUGCCGCGUGUCAUAGCACCAACAACGGUGCAUAGUGACCACUUGAUUAUUUCGGAGAAAGGUGCGGUGGAGGAUCUCACGCGAGCUGCUUCGGAGCAUGCUGAAGUCUAUGACUUUCUCAGCAGUGCGUCCAGGAAAUAUGGUAUUGGCUUCUGGACGCCAGGUUCCGGCAUUAUUCACACUGUGAUUUUUGAGAACUACGCCGUACCGGGUGGACUAAUCAUCGGAACCGACUCUCAUACACCGAACGCCGGGGGCCUUGGGAUGCUUGGGAUCGGAGUUGGAGGUUCAGAUGCUGUCGAUGCCAUGUCGGGCAUGCCUUGGGAACUCGUCGCUCCUAAAGUUAUUGGUGUUCGAUUGACAGGCCAUCUCCAGGGCUGGGCAUCAACCAAGGAUAUCAUUUGCAAGCUGGCUGGCAUUCUCUCCGUUUCUGGUGGAAAGGGAUCAGUCAUUGAGUUCUUUGGCCCGGGCACACAGACGUUGGGAGCAACGGCUAUGGCGACUAUUUGCAACAUGUCGGCAGAAAUUGGCUCAACAUCGUGCAUCUUUCCAUACACUGAGGCCAUGGGCCGAUAUCUGACCGCCACAAAGCGCGAUUAUGUGGCCCAAGCAGCUAGUCGAGUUCAAGACGUCCUGUUAUCCGCAGACGAGGGGUCACAUCAGUACUAUGAUCGAAUCAUCGAGAUCAGCCUCGAUACACUUGAACCACACGUCAAUGGUCCGUUCACUCCCGAUUUGGCACACCCCAUAACUGAGCUCAAAGAUGCCGUUGGAGCGAAGGAUUGGCCCGUUGAACUGAGCCAUGCCAUGGUUGGCAGUUGCACGAAUAGCUCGUAUGAAGACCUCGACAAGUGCCGACAACUAGUGGCUCAGGCCAAAGCUGCAGGUAUUCCAAAGUUCAAGGUUCCCUUUGUCUUGACGCCAGGUAGCGAACAGAUCCGUGCCACUGCCGAGGCCGACGGUAUCCUUGACGAGAUCAGAGAAGCUGGCGCUGUUGUAUUUAGCAGCUCCUGUGGUCCUUGUGUCGGCUCUUGGGAUCGCAAAGAUAUCGACGUGAAGGGAAAAGAGAAGAACUCGGUCAUUUCAAGCUUCAAUCGCAAUUUUGUGGGCCGACAUGAUAGCAACCCCGCUACUCAUUCCUUUGUGACUUCUCCUGAAAUUGUCACGGCUUUUGCUUACUCUGGACGCCUUGACUUCAAUCCCUUGACGGAUACUGUUUCUUUCGAAGGAUCGUCCCUCAAGUUCGAACCACCAAUUGAUCAUGAGCUUCCAUUGAGAUAUCUUUCCGGGGUGGACACAUUCCAAGAGCCACCACCGGAUGGAUCGUCUCUUCCUAUCGCUGUUCAUCCACAGUCCGACCGGCUCCAGCUUCUUACCCCAUUCCCCUCAUGGCAGCCAGGGUGUGCCACUGAUAUGGAACUUCUGAUCAAGGUGACUGGAAAAUGCACAACUGACCAUAUCUCACCUGCCGGCCCCUGGUACAAAUAUCGCGGCCAUCUCGAAAACAUCAGCAAUAACAUGCUCACCACAGCCACCAACGCUUUCCUUCCCAACACACCCCAGAUGCUCGGCCACACAAAGCACCCAUUGACUGGACAGACCCAAGUCGUUCCCGAGGUAGCGCGAGACCUUCAACAAAAAGGUAUCCGCUGGUGCAUUAUCGGCGACCAUAACUAUGGAGAGGGGAGCUCGCGCGAACAUGCAGCUCUCGAGCCACGCUAUCUUGGUGGAACUGCAGUGAUUGCCCGCUCCUUUGCACGCAUUCAUGAGACAAACCUCAAGAAACAGGGCAUGUUGCCGCUUACUUUCAAUGAUUCGGUCGAUUAUGAUCGGAUUGCUGAGGGUGAUCGCAUCUCUCUAUUUGGUGUGGAAGAUGGUGAGCUCCAGCCUGGAAAGCCAGUCAGGAUGAGAGUGACUAGUAACGAUGGUACCCGCUGGGAAGCUCAACUGAAUCAUAGUUAUCACAGUGGGCAGCUCACUUGGCUACGGGCUGGUAGUGCGCUGAAUCACAUUAAAGCCACGUUGCUCCAGAAAUAG